Molecule: messenger RNA, 3849 nt
Organism: Strongylocentrotus purpuratus (purple sea urchin)
Lineage: Eukaryota; Metazoa; Echinodermata; Echinoidea; Camarodonta; Strongylocentrotidae
Product: protein bowel
Exons: 3
Coding region: 242-3430 (1062 amino acids)
Cellular component (GO): nucleus
Source: RefSeq, a predicted model, not a curated record
GACAAAAGAUAGAAUAGGUCGGGCGGAAGAAAAUCAACGAGUGGAGAAUCACAACAUUAGCGUUUUUUAUUUGUCUUUCAACUUGAUCAAGCUCAUUUACCGAAUUAUGCAGGUAUUUGAUGCCUACCAUGUGACCGUUCACAUCAUGUAGUCAGAAGCUCAAGUACUACUCUAUCCGGAUAUCCUCCUUGUGGAUAGAGGCUUCUAAGAUCAUCAGCAUCUCAAAAGACAUUUCUUCAGCAUGGAUUACAAACAGGCAGUAGAGGCAGCCAUGGUGCAUGGUGUUGAAUACAACCAGCCUGGGAUGAAUGCCAGGGAGAAUGGGUACAUACUUCCAGCCGAUCAGCAGGGUGGUCCCCCAACCGCCCCUCUCGCUGCAGUGCCCAACAUCCACAACAAGAUGCCUUCCAUGCCCCAGGCUGCUUACCCGGAGCAGAGGGAACCAGAACCCAACCCUCACCAUCAGAGCACCAUUGACCCCCAUCAUCAGGCAGCCAUGGACCCUAACCAUCAGGCAGCCAUGGACCCUAACCAUCAAGGAACCAUUGACCCCAGCACCGCACCUGGGAUGGAGCAACCCAAUCCCAACUUGAACACCGGCAUGAACUCUAACCCCAAUGUUCCAAUGGAUUCAGACCCCAACCUGAACAGCAGCAUGGAGAGCGCAACGGAAGAGAAGCAUCUGCCAGAGGCGGGCAUGGAGGAAGGCAACAUGAUGGCACCGUACGACGGUGCGGAGGAGGACGAGAACGAUGCCCCGCACAAUCUCUUUGACACCAAGAGCUCCAACCCCAUCUUGGUGAGGGGUAGCUGGCAGUGGAUGUGUAACCAGUGUCCCAAGAGCUACACCAGUAAGAGUAACCUCAUCGCCCAUCUCUUGGAUCAUUGUGGGAUCAAGCCUCACAUGUGUCUGGCUUGUGGCAAGAGCUUCAAGCAGGUUGCGCACCUCAACACGCACAGAGUAAUUCAUACCGGCAGAAGGAAGCACAUUUGUCCCAUCUGUGGGCGGGGUUUCAAUCAGAGAGUCCACCUAAAGCGUCACAUGGUCACCCACAACAUCAAUGUAGCCUGCACUUGUGAGCUUUGUGGACGCAAGUUUGCUUUCCCUUCGGAGUUGCAGUUUCACCACAAGAAGGUGCACAGGAAGCGAGCUGGCCCUCCCAAGAAGAACAGUCGAAGUCCUUCCAAUGAUGGGGACAACCUACAACACUUCAAUGCCUCUGCAACCAUGCACCCGAUGAUGGCCUCUCAAGGUCAAAUGAUGGGGCCUGGUGGUGGUGUCAAAAGACAAGGCAGGUAUGCCAAUAUUCCACAGGGAACGCAGUACAUGCCAACUGGAAGGAGACGGACAAAAGCUAUGAAAGCACAGGCGGUCGCUCAAAUGCAUGCUGCUUAUGGUAAAAUGCCUGUAGGACCAGGACCAGGAAGGGGACCAUCCAAUGAUCACAUGCCUAUAUCCCCAGGAGACCACAUGCCUCAUGGAUCAAGUCACAUGUCACCAAGAAAUGAUCGUACCCCACCAAGACACCCCCAGAUGUCUCCUCGAAAUGAUAGGAUGUCUCCAAGAAGUGAUCCCAAUGUUCAAGGAGAUGAUCAAAUGUAUUCUAAAAAUGAUCGGACUCCACCAAGAGGUGAUCAUAUGCCACAGAGGCAGGAUAGUGUGUCUUCAAGGAGCAGUGCCAUGUCACCAGGAGGACAUGAUCACAUGAGACAGCCGUUUAGUCAUGGUGGAUCCCAGUCUCCUCGAGGAUCAGAAAAUGGACCACAUGACGACGGCCUUCUUCCUGCAGAGCUGUUCCAACCAGAGCUUGUUCAUCCAGAUGCAGGCAAAGCCGUCCUCCAGCCUGAUGCCAUGGAAACGUUACGAUUCCAUCCUGCGCGGAACCGCCCUGGAACCCAACGGUUCCGUAAUAGAGCACCUAACAACCAGCCCCAAAGAAAAUCUGUAAAGAAAAAAGGUGCACCACUUAAACCCGAACUGACUUGCACAGAAUGCGGCAGGCAGUUUGCGUUCCCAUUUGAGUUGCGAGAUCACCUAGCAAGGCACAGAGAUGUACGGCCCUAUGUCUGCACCGAAUGUGGACACCAGUUCUUCAAAGAGCACCAUCUGAAGCAACAUCAAUUGAUCCAUACUGGUCUGAAACCUUUCAGGUGUCACAUCUGCGAUCGGGCCUUUGCUCUCAAGGCCAAUAUGCUUCGCCACGCCAAACUCCAUGUCAACAACAGACAACACAAAUGCCAAGUUUGUGAUAAGUCUUUCUCGCAAAAGCAGACUCUUAGUAAUCACAUGGUUGUCCACAAGGAUGAGAAACCAUUCUCCUGCAACAUUUGCGGCAAGAAGUUCAGUCGCAAGGUGAAUCUUGACAGCCAUGUGUACCUCCAUUUUGGAAACAAGCCUUUCAAAUGUUCCAUCUGUGGUAGCAAGUACAACAACAAGGGAAAUCUCAAGAGACACGUCAAAAAUAAGCAUGGUCUGGAUGCUGACUUGCAGUCGGAUGGUGAGAAGGAGGAAAAUGAAAAUGGCGAGAAUGCUGAUGAGAGCCAGCAGGUCGAUGAUGAUGAAGGGAGGGUUGAUCUUGAUUCAAGUGGAGAGGUUCCUGGGGACGUUGAAGCAGAUGUGUCUCAAGUUCCAAGUGAAGGUGAUGGCAGUACUGAAGAGCAGGUACCCCCUGCCCCACAACCUAACUUUAGUGAAACCCCACAGCCUCUGGCAGCUGCAGCUGGACAGCAACCAUCUUAUGACUCUUCAAAUCAAGAAGACUAUGAAGAGGAGCCCGCACAACCUGUGAAACACCAACAAACUUAUGAACAACCUCCCCAACCGAGCUCUACUCAACAACAUUUUAAUGAUCACCCACGUCCAGUUAGUCAAUCAAGUUAUGAGGAGCCUGAACGCCCUUUGAGCCAAAGACAUUAUUCUGAAGCAGAUGAAGCUCCAGCUCCGGCUCCGGCUCAACAAGACUAUGUAAACCCUGAGCAUCCACGGAGACAGAGUUAUGGAGACCAAGAGCAAACCCGUACCCCAGAAAGCUACGGAAACAGCGAAUACAUUCGGCAACCAAGCUACCCGAGCCAUGAGCGUUUAGCGAUCCCUGAGGCGUACAGAACUCCAGAGCAUGCUCACCCUCAGCCCCCAUUCCCUGAUCACGACCAAGCCAUCAACCAUCGGAACUAUGUCGGUCGCGAACCUCCACGCCAGCCCCUGGUCUACACCGAUCACCAUCGUCCUACGAAUCUGGACAGCUAUGUGCCUCGCGACCCAGUGGGUCCAGUGGGUGGUCGUGACAGUUACCCGCCUUACCAUGCCCAAGCAGCCUAUCCAAGGCAUGGUUAUCAUCAUGUGGAGAGGUUCAAGAUUGAACAAGGGGAGGCCAUGGCACCACAGAACCCCAUGCAGCUUAUGCAUUCUAACAUGGGACUACCAAUGUGAAUCACUGUGUAAGUAGACCUUGUAGAAAACAGGGAGGGGGGGGGGGUGUUGAAUUUAAUAGCAAAACAAAUUGCCCCAUCAAGUGAGGUACAUGUACAUGUAUCAUGAAAACUAACAUUAAUCUUAAAUUGGAUUCUUCUACAAUAUAACUGAUAUCUUCCAUACAGUAGAUGACCUCAUGAAAAGAGAACAGAGAGCAAAUGUAUUAUAUCUGGGUUUCAGUUUUAAAAUUUGGGUGUCAACAUAUAAGAUAUUGCUCAUGGUAUGUCAUUCACAGAUUUGCUUACACUUUAUAUGGAAAGAAAAGUGAAUUUUGUAGGAACUUGGAAAUAAGAUGUCAUUGUUAGAAUGGAUGUUGUACAAUGCAUUCUGUAUUGCUGCACAUGUCUUGAACUUUAAUAGUGAUUAUUUAAUAUAAA